Messenger RNA from Hydractinia symbiolongicarpus, 2223 nucleotides. RefSeq names its product transcriptional adapter 2-alpha-like. The coding region runs from base 312 to 1589 and encodes 425 amino acids. The transcript has 18 exons. The record is from RefSeq and is a predicted model, not a curated record. Lineage: Eukaryota; Metazoa; Cnidaria; Hydrozoa; Anthoathecata; Hydractiniidae. Gene Ontology annotation, cellular component: nucleus; SAGA-type complex. Gene Ontology annotation, biological process: chromatin remodeling; regulation of transcription by RNA polymerase II. Gene Ontology annotation, molecular function: protein binding; chromatin binding; transcription coactivator activity.
GAAUUAGUCUAAAUUUAUAAUUAUCCAUGAAAAGUAAAAAUUAGCUAAAGUAAGUAUUCGCAUAUCUAUAUAAUAGUUGUUUAUAAAUCAGAAGGAUUUAAUGUAUAAAUCAUUUUUCAAAAAAGGAAAAGAGUUCUAUGAGAAUUAAUUUUGCAAAUUUUUCAAUAGUGAGUGUUGUGAUGAUUUAUACCAAUAAUUUUUACAGAAACAAAAUUUCGCACAUUGACCCAAAAAAUGCAAAAAUUAAGGUCCCUAAGAUAUAAAUUUUAUUUGUUCUUGUUUAUUACAGUGUAUAUAAAUUAUCUUAUAAAAUGUUGUGCAGUGGCUGCAUGCUUACCCUAAAGGAACCAUACAUACACUGUGUUGAUUGCACACCACCUAUCGAUUUCUGUUUACAAUGUUUUGCCAAAGGACGUGAAUUUAAUAAUCACCUCAAUAGUCACAGCUAUGAAAUCAAGAGCAUCUCAUUUGUUUUAUUUGAUUCAAAGUGGAGUGCAAGAGAAGAGCUCAAAUUAUUAGAUGCGACAGAGGAAUAUGGCUUUGGUAAUUGGUCUGAGAUUUCAAAGAAAGUAGAAACGAAGAGCAGUGAAGAAUGCGAAAGACAUUAUAUUAAACACUAUGUUGAAGAACCUGUAGCAUCACUCCCUCAAUUUGAAGUCAACAGAGAACAUUGUUGGAGAAAACCCAAAACAUUUGAAGCAAGCGAUCAGCCACCACGCCCUGACAUCACAAAACCAGACGACACAUUAUUCCCAGUUGGUUAUUCAGCUCCCAGGGGAGAUUUUAUUGUGGAAUACGACAAUUUUUCAGAGUUAGAUGUUAAAGAUGCAGAAAUUGAUGAUAGCGACGAGUUAGUUACAGAGUUAAAUAUUGCUGCAGCGGAUAUCUACCUGACAAGGUUGAAAGAUCGGCAGCUCAGGAGAAGGAUUGUAAGAGAUUACGGUUUGUUGGACAUUGCUUCCACCAGUGCUUUGGCUUAUCAGUAUGGACGUCAAGAGAGAAUUUUGAGAGAUGAUUUCAGGAGAUUUGCUAGACUAACAAAUCCUGACUACCAUGAAAAAUUGACGCAGAGUAUUUUAUAUCAAAAACACUUGGAACAGAAAAUAACACAACUACAAGAAUAUCGAUCAGUGGGAUUAAAGUUCUUUAGAGAUGUAGCUUUAUAUGAAAGACUGAAAAACAGGAGGAAAUUAUUCAAGCCUAAAAACGUGAUGUUCGACGAAGCAUUGCUCCAUGCCGAGAAUCCUGUUGCAUGCCGUGUUUGGUUACAACGUCAGAUGAACGGAAGAAAAUCUUAUGGAAUGCCAAACUUGCCGUUCCUCCAACGAAAGCCGUUAACUCCGUUAGAUUUGACCGGAGCACCUGGCGCUGAACUGUUGAACGAAGAAGAAAAGAAGCUUUGUUCCAGUCUCCGGAUCCUUCCGAAUUCGUUUUUGUCGUAUCGAAAUAUUUUGGAAAGAGAAUCAGCGCAAUGCAAUGGUGUAAAGUUACGGACGGCAAGAAAUCUGUUAAAGAUCGAUGUAAACAAAACAAAACGUUUACACGAAUUUCUUUUAUCACACGGUUACAUCAAGGACCAAGUGAAAUAAAUGCAAAGUUACUAAAGCUGGUGAAUAAAAAUGCGUCCCAUGUCACAAGUUGAUGUUGUUUAAAACGAAAGAAGACAUGUUUGAUGUUGUUCAAACUUCGAGACAUUUUUUGGAACUUGAGUGGAAAUAAUGCGCAUGUCAUAGUCACACUGAAGUUGUUAAACUUUUGUUCCAUCUUUCACUGCGUUACGUAUCAAAGCCAUGGUAACUAAAUUGCGGUAUACGUAUAAAUAACGUCUAGAAUUUCUGAUCCCUUGUUUUAAGCGAUUUUUCUGAUUCUUAACGUUACGUAAGAAGGCGCACAAUAAAUUGCGUUUUAAGUAAUUUUAUUUGUCGAGAAAAAAGUUUAAUUCAACGCCACUAAAUGGGGAGGGAUACCCUAUCAAUUGUAUUCUUUUGAGGAUCUCAAAUUGGUGUAGAUGUGGUUCUCUGGUCAACUUAUCAUUUUAAUUUUUUUACCAGCAAUAAUUUGUCCAGUAUAUGUGUCCUGUAAGUUAUUGAUACGAACUGCAAACGUCUUCUAUGGACCAUAUUAUAAGCGUAUACUAUCGAUCGUAUUGCAAUUGUAGUUUAUCAAUAAAACACGUAUUACUAUCGUAUUCUAUCGAUAAAAACACGUAUUGAAAUUGUAUUU